This is a messenger RNA of Penicillium manginii, 1431 nucleotides long. Its product is annotated as NAD(P)-binding protein. Gene Ontology annotation, molecular function: oxidoreductase activity. The record is from RefSeq and is a predicted model, not a curated record. Bases 1 to 1431 code for a protein of 476 amino acids. The transcript has 2 exons. Lineage: Eukaryota; Fungi; Ascomycota; Eurotiomycetes; Eurotiales; Aspergillaceae.
AUGAGAUCCUUUUCAUUUAUCGCGCUCAUUCUAGGGGCUGUUUUGCCCUUUGUCGACGCCAAUGGUCUGCCCGAAGUUAUUUAUCGUGAUGUCGCGGUCAUCGGAGGAGGCGCCUCCGGAGCCUAUGCUGCUGUUCGUAUGCGUGAUGAUAUGAACAAAAGUAUUGCUUUAAUUGAAAAGCAGAAUAUCCUGGGGGGUAUGGUUGACACAUACGUGGACCAGAAGACUGGGAAAACAUUUGACUAUGGAGUUCAGGGUUUCCUCAACGUUAGCGGCGCGACUGACUUCUUUGCUCGCUUCAAUAUCUCGAUUGGUAGCCACCUAAGCAGCUCGUCUUCAGUCACCCAGUAUAUUGACUUCAGAACUGGCAGCAAGGUCGAUUUUACACCUCCAUCAUCAUCAAAGCAGAUUGCAGCCAUUGCCAAAUUCCUCGAAGUCAUCGAACCCUGGGAAUCAAUGUUAUUUCCUGGCUACUGGGACUUCCCCGAGCCCCGUGACAUCCCAGAAGAUUUUCUAAUUCCAUUUGGAGAGUUUUUGACCAAACAUGGCCUGGAGGAUGGCGCUCCUAUCAUUUACGCAUCCACUGGCCUCGGCGUGGGUAAUAUGAGUGCAGUCACCACAAUGUUUGCGCUGCAAAGCUUUGGUUGGGAUAUGGCGCGCGCCCUGACGGGCAAAAUGGGACUGUUUACGCCUGAAUCCGGGGGCAACCAGGUGCUCUACGAUGCGAUUGCGAAGGACCUGGGAGAUGAUGUUCUAUACUCGAGCACUGUCAUCGAAAGCCACCGCACCGACUUCGGAGUCUCCCUGACUGUCCGCAACUACAAGACGAAUAAGGUGACAAUUAUCAUCGCUAGACGACUUCUUGUUGCCAUUGAGCCAACCAAGGAGAACGUGAAGACUUUGGAUCUGAGCCCCUUUGAAUCAUCAACCUUAGCCAAGUUUACAUACUCAAACGAAUAUGCUGGCUUGGUCGAUAACUCCAUAUUCAACCAGAGUACUUACUAUUACAACUUACCAUCUUCCGCUGCGCCAAACAACACCCUUGUCUACCAAGAAGACCCCAUGGUCGCAAGCUUCCAAUACACUGGCCUCGAGAAUUUGUUCCGAGUGAUGGUUAUCGGUAACACCACUACUACCGCCGAUGAGGCCAAGACUUUGAGCCAGGAAAGCUUCAGUACCUUGAUCAAGUCUGGUCGGUUCACCCCUUCUGCGCAAGAGCAAGAGCUCAGCUGGGCCGCUUUCUCUACACACGGUGCCAUGCAUGCUCGCGUUACUGUAGAUCAAGUGAAGGCAGGCUUCUUCCAGGACUUGUAUAAGCUCCAGGGCGCCCGUUCCACCUGGUGGACCGGUGGUGCUUUCUCUGCAAACUUCCAGACCCAGCUUUGGAAAUUUGACGAGGGACUUUUCCCCAAAAUUCUGAAGGGCCUCUAA